Messenger RNA from Syngnathus acus (greater pipefish), 1313 nucleotides. Its product is annotated as protein FAM104A-like. The record is from RefSeq and is a predicted model, not a curated record. Lineage: Eukaryota; Metazoa; Chordata; Actinopteri; Syngnathiformes; Syngnathidae. The transcript is spliced from 3 exons. The coding region runs from base 566 to 946 and encodes 126 amino acids.
GGGCGGGGCUUGUGACGUCAAGGAAACGUUUGGGACUACCGUAGUUGACACGAGCUGGCAAGCCCAUGUCAUUUCAAAGCUAAAAUGUCGCUUAUGUGACUCGACAAUUUCAAAAUUAUCGUGCUAAAUUGAUUCAUUUAUAGAUCUAUUGGGUCUUUCCGAAGAACAGCCAAGCUCCCGUUUUCUUUUUUCAGCAGGGCGAGCGGAAUACGACAGCGGAAGAACUUGGUCACAGUGCAGCGUUUUUUAGGGGGGGUUAGUUAGCUCCCACAGUUAGCCAACGUCAACCAGGCUUUACUGUCAUGCUGAUAUUUGCAAAAGAUUCCCACUAGGGCUCAACUAAAAGCUAUUCGACAGCGACGGAACAGAACGCUACGAUUGGAAGUGUGAUCUUGCAUCUUGAACCGGCUGCAGCCUCUCACACAUACACACACAAACGUCAAAUAAGGAAUAUGUCUUGCAGCAUACUUGUGGAGCUAUAGCCCGAGUCAGAAGCUUUUUACUUUUCAAUUCAGCUCACAGGGAGUGUCCACCUUUCUUUGCCACAUCUAGCAAGACUGCAGCAAUGCUGACAGAUAACAGGAAACGCCAUCGGAGCAGUGACAGUGAGGACAAUCAACAGCUGAGCCCUCAGGCCAAGAGGUCAGGAAGGGGUCCGAGCCUGCUCGUAUCCGAUUUGGACUCCGAGUCUUCAAGCAGUGACAGCAGCAGCGGCAUCUGCAGUACGGAGAGACCGAUGGUGGUCACGAGCAGGCCGUGCAUCCACAGCCAGAGCGACCGCAUCCCCCAGUGUUCGCCCAGCGGCAAGCCCAAGGACUCGGCGGUGUCGGCGCAGCACGGUUUCCAUGGCGACGGCAGUACUUUCUCCUACGACUCCAUCAACAAGGUCCUGAGGGAGGCGCACUUCAGCAGUCUACAGACGAGAGGGAGCCCGGGUUCGACAUGACCGACGACAUCGCAGACGCCGUUUGACGUCUCGAGUCCAGCGUAGCCCACCGGGUCUAUGAAGAGUGGGGACGUUUACAUAUUAUGGGCUGUAUGGCUCAUCCCCGCCCUUGCCAUAUACCAUUUGUGAAGACCAUAAGCACAUUUGCCUUUUCACGGCCCAGCCACUGUGGUUUAUUGUGCAGUAUUGAUGUGUGUGUGUAUGCGCGCGUGUGUGAGGACACGACUUGUGCACUUUAAAAAGAGGUAUCAUUCUCUUGACAUGCGUGCAUUUGAUGUGUGGACAUGUUCAUUGGUGCUAAUCACGAGAGAAGUGGGUUCCAAAGUGCUUGCAAAGGUAAAUAAAGCGAUGCACUUUACUCAAAAAA